This is a messenger RNA of Schistocerca gregaria, 4412 nucleotides long. RefSeq lists its product as uncharacterized. NCBI's taxonomy places the organism in Eukaryota, Metazoa, Arthropoda, Insecta, Orthoptera, Acrididae. The record is from RefSeq and is a predicted model, not a curated record. The transcript has 6 exons. Bases 183 to 2078 code for a protein of 631 amino acids.
AUAACAUAUUUUUUUAACGGCUGCUGAAGAUGUUCAUGCUUUUGGAGUUAUGAUUCUCAAGAUAAUGCAACUCUGGUUGUGUGGCGGGGCUUAGUAAUAUCUGUGAGUAUCGGCACGUCGCGAGAGCCCGAGUGGGCAUCAGGUGGUCGUCUGUGUUGCUCUGUCAAACAGGUGGUGGCGAUAUGGCUGUGUUUGCUGUUUUCCUCUUGCUGGCGCUGGCGGGGGCGCGAGCGUGCGAGGAACAGCAGCGUGGCACGCGAGGUGCACCGACGCCCACUCCAGCCACCUCCACAGAUGGGCCACCUACUCACACACCAGCCAUCGAUCUGUCCCCAGUCCCCCCGCUACGACUGCGGUAUGUGGCGAGACGUACGGAACCCUCGCUCUACAGAUAUGCCUUGCUGAAUGCAGCGAGAUUGCGGGACAGGGGCUUCGAGAGGCUGAGGGAAUGUUGUGAAGAAGAUCCAGAUGGUUUCUGUGUGUGUCCUGAUAAACUUUACGCUGAAGCAAUGCAGUACGAAGAAUAUGGUGCGGUAGAACGUUGGUUCGACGAGUGUCCUGAAGGUCGCCAUGAGUUGUGGCCUGACGGAAAUGGACCACUAGAUUAUUCUCUUCGCCGUCCACCAAUAAUUCCUUCGGUGUCGCAGGUUGACACGGAACAGCCAAAUAGCUAUGAUUGGUUGAAAUGCACAGAAGCAAUGCCGUUUGAAACACUCCCUGUCAGUCCCACCGUUACUCAUUUGUUCAGAGACAGACAGGCGCAGCCGAUUGUUAUACAGUCGUCUUCACGUCCUAUCUCUUCUGUAACAUGCAAACCAGAACCGGAAGACUUAUCAUUACAAAAAUGGACUCCGCAAUCUGUCAGCAAGUACACAAUGGAGAACGUACAAAUUGUGCCCUCAUCACGGUCGCCGCCUCCCGUUUCAGACAUACUGCCUGAGACCAGUCUGUAUGAAGGCAGUGAGCGUGUAAUGAGAAAUGCUAACCAGAACCAUAGCUAUCACAGUAUUUGGUCAGCGAGGGAAAUUGAUGCGGCACAAUCCCUGGUCUCCAUGUUAACUUCAGAGGUGACCAUACAAGUUGUCAACGUGGAGUCUGAUAAUGAACCUGUGCCUAUGGAUGAUGACAGCGACAUAUCUCAUGAAGCUAUGCAGGUUGAUGAUGGUAGUGACACAUCAGAUGAGUCUUUCGUAGAAGUCUGUAGCCUAGGGUCAUAUGUAGCUCAGGAAGGUACUGCUGAAAGCCUGUCGGACCAGUCAUCGGAGAUAGAAGUUGUGAACAUGACACCAGAUGAGUCUAUGGAUGUCAUGGACACCACUGAGCCAGACGAUUUGGAUUUGGGGAUGGAGAUAGACAGCAAUGUUCCAGACAUUGCUGCCGAAGUAGAGGUCGGCACGCCAAUGGAACAAGAGGAAGAAGCUGUUAUUCAACAACUGCAAGCAGAUGUGACAACGGAACAAGUCAGCAUCCUACAGCUGCCUGCUACACCUCCAGAGCCGCGACCAGCGCUUAGUGGACCGUGGCGUCCGCCAUCGCAGCCACCGCCUGACAUUUCCUUUCGUGAUUACCCUGGGACGCGAUACUCAAGAGACAGGGAACCUGUAAUAUAUUCCGCAGUUGGCUACCCAGGAAGCGAAAUUUUAGGCUCUUUCAACCAUUUAAAAUGGAUGCCACCGCCACCGAAAGACGUCAACAAGCAGCUGGACAGAAUAUUUGGCUUGCAGGAGGAGGAUAAAGAGGAAUUGGGCCUGAAGAUGCCCGAAUUAAACCACUGUUUGGGUGAACUGAAAUACGCUCUGUACGGGACAAACGUGCAACCUGUGUACGUGGUGUACGUGAGGUGUCGCCCGGAUCCUGACAAUUGCCUGCCACCCACAGUAUGCUCGCCAGUGUUCAGCUCUGUUACUGUGUCCAGGCGGAAGAACGUUCCCUUUCGGCAUCAAGUGUUCAAGCUCAUGGGAGACCCGCACGACGAGUGGGAACCUGCUGUUUUACAGGUGUCGACGGCCUGCUUCUGCUCUCGGCCAAUUUAUAACCCGGGAACAAUGACCUUAUUUGACAUACCACCAGCUACCUAAGAAAUAGUGAACUGGCUGGUGUUAAGAUAUGGUGUAAACUGUUACGGGAGUGGUGUUAAGACAGUUCUGUCUGUUUUAAAGAUUGAUGAUGUAUGUAUUGCUAAUAUAUUUUAUUAGAAAGUCUGUGCCACCAUUUUACGAGUACUGACGAUUCGUGUAAGGUUUCUGCUGAACUGCAUGUAAAAUAGAGAACGUAUUUAUUGAUUCAGCCUUAAUGUGGGAGUUAUGAAUUUAGUUUUAGCGGUGUGACAUGAUUAAAACUGUUAUGAAAUAUAAUUUAUGCACCGUUAUUUCGGAGAAUGUUUCAUACCUUGACUCUAAGAAAGUAUUUAGUUUGGUAACUUGUAAGUUCCUAUGGGACAAAACUGCUGAAGUAAUCGGUCCCUAGGCUUACACACUACUUAAAUAAAUUAAUGUGACGUGCACCAAGGACAGCACACGGGGGGAGGGGGGGCUGGGCAGCUGUGGCCAAAGUGCUUACUCUCCAGUUCAUAACUACCAAAUUCAUGUCUUCGCAGUCCUUCAAAGUUUUCCCAGCAGAACGUUUCUAUAGUUUUACUACACGACUACUGUCAAAAGGAAGACACGAUUCACUCCUUUUGAAGGGCAAACCUUUACAGGUAGGAUUUGUAGUCUUAAAACGAGCGGGUCUCGAAUGCCUUUUUGCCGAUCACCAUUUUAAGUAGCACACUGUCCCCUUCCAUCCCGACCACCUGAAGUUACGAAUAAAGGAAUGAUACUAGAAAGAAGUUUUGGUCCAUCCUUCCCUAGGACAGGUCGUGAUCCACCCCUAACAACCCUGUCUAUGUUUAAUGCACAGGUCUUGGUGUCAGUCGGUUAAUUAGUCCUCAUUCACAACCAGUCUCCCUCUGACCGCAAGUAUAAUCCAAAAGUUUUGGUACACCUCAUCAUUUGUAUAAUGAACUGAGGAGGAGUGAAAGUGUAAAAUGGUACGCUCAGUGGGUGACCAGAAUUUUUCAGGGAUCGUAUUGUCAGCUUGCGGUAGUUUAGCUGACACUAUCAGAUCAUUGUCACCUAGUAUUCCUAUUCAGCUACAUGCAGAGAAAGUGAUACAAAGAAGCCAUGCCGUCUCAAAAUCUCUAAGGGUAAAUAGCUUUGAGAGUAAGCGGAGGAAACUGCACUAUCGUACGCAGAUACAACAUGCUAACCUUAAUUUCUGUGUAUAAAGCACUUUGAAAAAUAUGCAUUAAAUGUGAGACUGAAACUAAUUUACUCUUUAAGUCGAUAAUAAGUUAAAACUGUGUAUUUGUUACUGGCGUAUCGUUCUACUAGUAUAGACUCUUUCUUUGUUUUUUUCAGACUUCUGAGCGUGUCUAUAGAAAAUUGCAGAGUUUAUUUUUCUGACAUACUGUCAAACUCCAAAUGAAAUCUGAGCUAAAAGGUUCUCCGCUAUCUAGCCAGGUGCGAUUCUUAGUCCUUAACGUGGCUUCAUCCAGUGUCACACAUACUCAUGGCAACAUGAUCGGUAGGGGCUGUUUCUAAACUUACAAAUAGUGCAACCUAUUGCAGUGACAUGUAACAGUAGUCCAAGUCUCUGAAUUGGAGAAGCAGCAUUGCAGCUUCUAGCUGUAGUGCAACGUAUAACGAAAAGUUACUUACGUACCCAGUUGUGCUUGUAUAACUUUUGAACUUCAGGUCGUUAAAUGUUUAUUGCACUCCAUUAAAUGACAUAUAAUCUUACGGUACACGCCAUUUAUCAGUUAUACAAUACGAUUAAAUACUAAAGUUACUACACCCUAUAAAAGUUUAGCUGAAACGUGCUUUUGGGGCGGAACAGGAUGGGGCAGAAUGGAAUAUUGUUCAGUGAUGAUAAACUAUUUUUUUAUGAAAUUAGAUUUUAAUCUUCCACCUAACUUCCCAGAUGGUGUGAGCUUAAGUACGAAAGUCUGAUAACAGAAAUCAGGUACCAAAUCAACGAUUUCAGCCAUUUUAUUCUGAAACGGGAGUUUCAAAGGCUUUUAAGAAGUUGAACAUACGUUAGAAAGAUACAUUCCUAAAGCUAAAAAUAAACCCAAUCACUGAGUUCAAUAAAUCAGUUGGAAAAUUAAAAAUGUAUCCACUGCAGUAGAAUACGACGAGCUGAUAACAUUCCUCAAGUCAACGGAGAACAGAAUUUACAGACAGGCGAUGAAACAUCCCGUUGUCAGUUCAUUAAACUAACGAGUAACAGAAAGAAAUGACUUGCCACACAGGAUUUGACAAACCUGGCUAGAUAGACAGAACCUGGCUAGAUAGACAGAAUUGGGCUAUAGGAUUUAUUACAAGCCAUCUUGAGUUGUCUGUUCCAAAGCCAAAAAUAACACAUGGUGCACA